UGUUAUUCCCCCCCCUCCCCCUCUUUCCUUUCCUGCCUGUAUGUCACUGUGGAUUAGCAGCUGUGGCUAGCUCAGCGCCUGAGGAUCAGACGCAUACAGAGAGAGACAGAUUUAGAUUUGUGUGCGGGGGGGAUGGAUGUGUGUGUGCGUAUUUUCCCCUUGCCCUGAUGAAACUCAAACGCUCCUCCUAGCGAGCGCGAAAAGGAGGAGGAACCUUCCCCCUUUGAGCUGCGCUGGGAGUUGGGCUCCACUUCCUGGAGAAGUCCUCCCGUUGGGGAGUUUCGCCUGGGAUCCCUGCUUCGCUGACAGAGAGGAGGAGCAACAGCAGCAGCCGCCGCCGCAGCACCUGUCCAAAAUGAAGGACCGGUUGGAGCAACUGAAAGCGAAACAGGAUGACGAUGAAGGCGAGGAUGACCUGGAAAUUGCCAUUGAUAACACAGCUUUCAUGGAUGAGUUCUUUGCAGAGAUUGAAGAGACCCGGCAGAAUAUUGACAAAAUUUCUGAGAAUGUAGAAGAGGCAAAAAGGCUGUACAGUGUCAUCCUGUCUGCUCCUAUCCCUGAACCAAAGACAAAGGAUGAUUUGGAACAGCUCACAGCAGAUAUCAAGAAAAUGGCUAACAGCGUCCGAAACAAACUUAAGUCCAUGGAGCGGAAUAUUGAGCAGGAUGAGGUUCGAUCAUCGGCUGACCUGCGAAUACGGAAGUCUCAGCAUUCGGUCCUUUCCCGAAAAUUUGUUGAUGUGAUGACAAAGUACAAUGAAGCACAGGUUGACUUCCGGGAACGGAGCAAAGGAAGGAUCCAGCGGCAGCUUGAGAUCACUGGGAAGAAUACGACAGAUGAAGAGCUGGAGGAAAUGCUAGAGAGCGGGAAUCCCUCAAUAUUCACAUCUGGGAUCAUGGAUUCCCAGAUCUCGAAGCAAGCACUGAGUGAGAUUGAGGGACGGCAUAAGGACAUUGUGCGGCUUGAAAGUAGCAUUAAAGAGCUUCACGACAUGUUUGUGGACAUUGCCAUGCUGGUGGAAAACCAGGGAGAAAUUGUAGAUAACAUAGAACUCAACAUGAUGCAUACAGUAGAUCAUAUAGAUAAAGCUCGCGAGGAGACCAAAAAGGCCUUGAAAUAUAAGAGUAAGGCAUUAAAGACACUCCUGAGCUCUUCCUGGGUUGGUAGCAAGACUUCCCUCCUAAUCCUCACCAUCAUGUGCGACCUUCCCCACCCUGCUGCUGUGACUUCCCUUCUGCCUACCCUUCAGCCUGGCCUCUUGGAUUUAGUUUGAAUAGUUCCCUGCAGGAUGAGAUCACUUUCACCGGUGCUUUCUGUCAAAACUACAUGCUAUUCCCAUUCACUCCUCGGAUGAAGCUCUGCAGCCAGAAGAUCCUUAUGUACUUUGCUGCAGCGAGGAAGUAAAGCAAUCACAUGGCACGCCAAAGACUAACUCCUGUGAAAUCUGUUCCUUCCCCAUCCCUUCCUUCCUUCCCAUUGUAUUUGCUGCAUCCAGUUCAAGCAUUUCCUGUUUUAUUUAAGCAUACAUCCUUCCAGAAUCCUUUUCCAAUUACAGUGACGUGAACAAAGGAAUCUUGGAGACACUACUGCCUACCUCACUGCCGUGUUUUAUGUCCGAUUGUGCCUUUUUAGUUUUUACAAUGUUCAGAUCUUUACAAGGGAUAUUAUGUUAUGUGUCAAAAUGGCCAAGACUUAGGGGCUGGGUUGCCUGCCACAAAACUUCUAAUCAUUGUACAUGGAGGCUGGCCUUCCAGUGUCCUUGAAAGAUGGACCAGAUCUUGCAACUCUUAUGUAGUUUGGCAGAUAUAGAUGUUAGUACCUUGGAGUCAUCGCACACUUGACCUGCCAACCCCAAAGAGAGAUUGGGUAUAUAGAGUGAUGUGGGACACAGCAAUACAAGCUGUUAAACCCAAGUUUGCAUUGCUUUGCAUCUUAGCCAUUCUUGGGGAGAUCCCAUGGAUUAAUGCAACUGUUCCAGGCAUGAAAACCCCAGAGUACUCAGGCCAAUGUUCCCAGAUCAGUUAAUGAUUGCAUACUAUAAGGGACAUAGCUAGGGUGUGUGCUGCCAUUAGCACUUGCCUUCUCGGAAACUGAGCUUCUUGUGGUCCAUCUUGGAUAAAGGCAGGCCACAUUAUGGGAAUGCAAGCAGAUUUCUGAAUAGAGUGCAAUUCCUUCCUGCUUGUUUGUUAGUUUUCUCCUGAAUGAGUGUGAAUGUCUGUAUAUGCUAAAGGUGCAGUUGUGCUUCCUGUUUCUCUUGAGGUGUAAUUCUUGUUUGAGGAUGCUUAUGCUUUUUGUAACAAAGGCUUUGACCUUCUUGUUUGAACAGCCACGUUGCCUUCACCACCCAGUUACUGAUUUAUAAUCUGCCCAUUCAGUUUGCAGGACAGGGGAAAACUGGUGGAGAGGAAAAUGUAUCCGUUGGCUAAGGCAGGAGUUCUCAAACUUGGGUCCCCAGAUACUGUUGGGAACUACAAUUCUCAUAACCCCCAACCACAAUCGCCAAAUGCUGGCAGUGAUGAGAGUUGUAAUACAUCAUCAUUUAGGGAACGGGUUUGAGAACCCUGAGGCAUGACAGCUCAGAUAGGUGCCCUCCUGAAAUCUAAAAUCAAACCAGAGAAGACCUUAUUGUUGCCUCAGAGCAUCACUUCUAUUUUGUUAGAGAAGAAAUAAUUUAUCUACCCUGUAUCAGAAUAUAGCUUUAAAUUCCUCUCAGGGUUUGUUUGUUUUUUAAUGUGUUGUUUUGUGUGAGAGAAAAUUGCUAUUACUAUUCAUAAGCUGUUUGGUCCUUUCACAGCUUGGUUUUCAGUCAUACUUGUGUCAGAUGUCUACAGGUGUGUCUGAAAGAAAUCUGAGUAUGUACAUGUAUGAGUAGUGUGUGAAUGGGAGAGAAAUUGGUCUAGAAAAGUAUUGUGAGAUCCAACCCAGAGGAAGCCUGGGGAAAAGCUGUCACAUCCUUGAUUCACGCUAGCCAGUUUUUGUUUGUUUAAGUGGGGGAGGAGGAAGGAGUUUAAGGCCCUGUGCAGGAAGGCAAGCAUUUGUGUUGCAAUGACCUUUAGAUUAAUCAAGGUUCACUUCAUGGAAGCCUACUUGAGUCUGAAAGAACCACCAAGAGAAUUUUUUUAACUGGGAAUCUUUUUGGAGUGGAGGACUGUUGGAGGUGUAAGAGAGCCAUUUCCAUGGCAGUGGGCUAUAAGUUAUGACAUUACUGGUAUUUCAAGUUAAUUGAUACUGAAGGCAACUGUGCACACAGAGGUGUGUGACAUUUUCACAGGUUAGCCGGAAAGCCAACUUUACCUGUCACUCCAAUGGGAGAUAAUGGUCCUUCAGUUAAAACUGAGGAUUUCCUGAAGGAGAAGACCACCUCCUGAUCACUAGCAAACUCUGGCUGGUCCAGCUGUGGCCCUCAAACACAGCACAGUUCAAACUCACCCAGCAUGUAGGCUAUCUAGUAACGCUAUAGAUGUUUUCCUCUGUAGAAUGUAACCAGCACUACUGACAGAAUUGUGUAAGCCUCCCACCUGAGCGCACAGAUGGAGCUAAGAGGAAGAGUUUCUGAUUACUGCCUUUCCUCUAGGCCUUGAUGUCUAACUUGUAGGUGGCAAUUGAAGGCAUGUUGGAAUCACCAUUAGUGAGACAUCUGCCAAGGAGGACUGAAUUUCAAAAAAGCUGAGCUAGCUAUGGACAGCAAGGUUCCUAGGAAUUUGGUUUUGGCUUUUAAUUUAAAAAUAAAUGAGGUUAUUUGAACAUU
This is a messenger RNA of Hemicordylus capensis (graceful crag lizard), 3748 nucleotides long. RefSeq names its product syntaxin 3 (gene STX3). The record is from RefSeq and is a predicted model, not a curated record. Gene Ontology annotation, molecular function: SNARE binding; SNAP receptor activity. The coding region runs from base 137 to 1273 and encodes 378 amino acids. The transcript is spliced from 10 exons. Gene Ontology annotation, biological process: synaptic vesicle fusion to presynaptic active zone membrane; intracellular protein transport; exocytic insertion of neurotransmitter receptor to postsynaptic membrane. Lineage: Eukaryota; Metazoa; Chordata; Lepidosauria; Squamata; Cordylidae. Gene Ontology annotation, cellular component: endomembrane system; presynaptic active zone membrane; synaptic vesicle.